AUGUCUGGAAGACCUUCAAGUUCUAAGAAGGUGUCGGCCCCCGUGCCCGGUACACCAAGAACGGCUCGCCAAAGUGCACAGAAUGGGAAGCCUCAAGGCCGGGUUGUGGACUAUAUCUCGCUUGAUGAUGUGGACGAUGAUGCCUUUGACGAGCUUGCAAACGAUACGAUAGCAUGUUCCUCACCCUUCUUCACACAGCCGACACAACUUGUCAAUCGGACGACACAGCCGACUCAAAUAUUGAACCGAACCACGCUGCGAUUGCCGUCCUCACCCGCGAUCCCGAGCUCCCCCAGUACAGCAAUCGAAGUCCCUGCCUCGUCGCCGUUCCAACCCAAGUCUCAGGCAAAGACCGCCACAGGCAACACUGGCAGUAAUGCAGGCGCCAAAUACCGAGUCGGGUCUCUGAUGGCUCCAGCAGGGACUUCCUUCAAAGCUCCUCCUAUGGGUCUGCCGUCAAGAAAGGCAAGCCAGCCGCUCAAGAAGGGGUACCUGAGCAUAUCAGACGACGAUCUGCAUGAUGAUUACAAGCACCAAGACAGUUCUGGGGAUGACUUGCCUAUGAGAGGAGACAUUCAGAAGUCGUCAUUCGCGAAGAAACCCGGCGUGGCAGCCCCCGUCCCCAAGUCCGACUUCCAGUCUAAGUGGUCGGCGGAACCCAAGUUGGAACUCAAGGAUAUCCGCGACACGAGGCUGAGGAAAUUGACGAAGGAUGUCUACCGCGUCGUCUCGGCUGCUAGGGUUGGGACUACUGUUCAAGAGUGCCGAGAUGCCUUGAUGAAGGACGUGGGUUGGCAUACCUCACGGGCUGUGGCAUCACUGCUGGGAACUUCUACUUCUUCAUCAUCCCACAAGACCUCUGCUUCUAGCACAAGUCAAUCCACACAGCCUGCAAAAUCCUCGACUGCCCACUCUUCAUAUGAUUCAGUUCAAUUUGCCAAACCCAGCAAAUCUUUUUCAUCUGAGGAAAAAAAGUCGUCUCUCUCCCUCUCACGCACCACCACUUCUAACGCAAAUUCGUCUGCAGCCUCAUCCACAACCACCAACCCACUUCCUCAACGCAGGCGUCUUAUUCAAGGGCGCACAAGGAGAUCACCUUCGCCUCCACCUGUCUUUUCUGUAUCGUCUUCAGCCACCUCGCCGCCUAGUACACCCGCGCGGUCUCAGGACGACUCCCCCGCAAAACCGCUUGCCACUAAGAAAAUGGCAAUUCUCGACACCAGAUCCGUCGUUGAGAAGGAGUCAGACUCCAAACCUCGUCGCCGACUUCAACGUGGUCGUCGCCCAGAACCCGCUGUGGUCAAUCUGGAUACGGACUCUGCCGAGUCAGACCAAUCCAACAUUCAGAUUGGCUCGCGGAAGCGAAAGGCUGAGGCCGAACCUGAACCUGAACCUGAACCUGAACCUGAACCCGAGCCCGAGCUCGCAGACCCUCAGGCAGUAGUCGACAAUUCUUCGGACUCGGAUGGCCGCGCUGUCGCUUUCAGGCGACCUAGCACUCAGCAAUUGGACCAGGAGCAGAAGACUCUCGAGUACUUGAACUCUUGUUCAGCCGAAAGUCUUGCGCAGAUCACCGGAUUCUCUGCCGCUGAUUCGAAGCUUAUGAUUGCCGCUCGCCCAUUCGAAACGAUAUCCGACGCCGAGAACGUCUCCCGCAAGGACAAAGCUAAGGCCAAGUCCAAGAACAAGACUACUCGUACACAGAUUGGUGCGGUUUUCGUUGAGAAGCUAACCUCCUGGUUUGUGGCUUUCUACUCCGUUGGCGUCGUCAUUGAGUCAUGCGAGAAACGAGGUCUGGAGCUGCAAUCCAUCAUGUCGACUUGGAACAUGGAUAAGAAUGGAAUCAGCAAGGCCGCCGGCAUUCCACUUCCUGUCACGGAGAAACCAGAGCUCAUGGCUGAGGACAUCUCUCUCAAGUCGUACCAGCUGGUCGGUUUGAACUGGAUGAACCUUCUUCACAGCAAGAGAUACAGUGGCAUACUCGCAGACGACAUGGGACUUGGCAAAACCUGCCAGGUCAUCUCAAUGAUUGCUCACUUAGUCGGAACACACAACCCUGCUUCCAAGACGAAGCCUUGGCCCAACCUCAUCGUCGUUCCCACCAGUACUUACGAGAACUGGCUAUCCGAGUUCGAUCGCUUCGCUCCCGACCUCACAGUUUGCCCAUACUCUGGAACGGGUCGACGCGACAUCGAUCCUGACGAGACUCAAGACUACCACGUCGUCCUGACGACAUACUCUCAAGUCGAGCGACAGAGAGAAGACCUGCACUGGCUCCAAAGACUCCGACCUCAUGCGGCUAUAUUCGACGAGGGUCAUAAGCUGAAGAACCGCGGGACCCUGAUCUACAAGCAGAUGUUUCAAGUACCUACGAAGUGGCGUCUUGUUCUCAGUGGCACUCCGAUCCAGAAUAAUCUCAAAGAGCUACUCACCUUGUUACGUUUUGUUCAGCCUGAACUGUUUGGAGAGGAAACAUUCGAUCAACUUGACAUCAUUUUCGCCACGAAAGUCCCCAGUAAGGAGGUGCACAACUUUGCCGCACUGGCGAAGGAACGGGUAGCCAAUGCUCGAACCAUCAUGGCACCAUUUAUUUUACAAAGAAGAAAGGACGAAGUCCUCGACCUCGCCAAAAAGACAGAGCGAAUUGAAGUUGUUGACAUGCACCCGGACCAGAAGGCCAUAUACGAGGAGAUCAAGGGUCAGUACCUUACAACCAAGGGUACCAAGAAGGCCGCUUCUACAAUCAAGACGACAAACUCUUGGAUGCAGCUCCGUAAGGCGGCAAUCCACCAUCAGCUGUUCCGAGUACACUUCACGGACGAGAAAGUUGAAGAAAUGACCGAACUUCUGUGGGAGCACUGUUCGAGCGAAGAACUAUACAUCCAGAGCAAAGAAGAUCGCCAUAAGGCUCUGUUCCUGUCCGACCUGAAGGAGAAGUCGGACUUCGAUUUGCACCUGUGGUGCAAGGACUUCCACAAGUACAUCGGCCACCUGGACAUUCCUCACCGUUCCUGGGAGGAGAGUCCCAAGGUACGGAAGCUCCUUGAGCUUCUCCAAAGCUACAAGAAGACCGGCGAUCGUGUCUUGGUCUUCAGCCGCUUCGAGUUGGUGAUCAAUAUCCUGCGAGAGACGCUACACCACGCCGGUAUCCAGUACUGUGAGCUCACCGGAUCCACUGGCACGGCUGAUCGUUUCCCUGAGAUACAACGGUUCAACGACAACCCUCACAUACCGAUCUUCCUUCUGACUACCGGAGCUGGCGGCACUGGUCUCAACUUGACCGCUGCAAACAGGAUUAUCUUGUUUGACCAGUCCGACAAUCCCCAGGAAGACGUCCAGGCGUCUAACCGCGCCCACCGCAUCGGCCAGACCCGGGACGUGGAAGUCAUUCGCAUCAUCACCAAGGGUACCGUGGAGGGAUUGGUCUACAACUCGUGCGUCAAGAAGCUCAUGCUGGCGGCCUGUGUCGAGGGUCAGUUCGGCGUUGACGAGUCGGAGGAGGCCGAAUCCGUGGAGCAGAUGUGUCGCAGACUCAUGCUGCUUGAGAACGAGGCCAGCUCUUCGCAAGUCAACUGA
This is a messenger RNA of Anthostomella pinea, 3576 nucleotides long. NCBI's taxonomy places the organism in Eukaryota, Fungi, Ascomycota, Sordariomycetes, Xylariales, Xylariaceae. The record is from the annotation of a GenBank genome assembly.